AUGUUCGUGCAGAUCCUUUCACUGGCAAUAGCUUAUGGCGUCUGCGGACAGGGUGAAUUUAUUUGAAAAUUCUAUUCCCAAAACCUACAGUUUUGCUUUCUGUCAUAUUUUUAAUACAAAGUUGAAUGGAAAAAUUUUGCACGCCAAAAGUUGCACUUUGCCGUUUCCUUUACAGAGGACACGACCACCUUGGAAUUUAAACAGAACAGCGAUUAUGUUUAUACGAAAAGCCUCUAUGGGGGCGUUGAGGUAAUCGUUGCCUGCUGUGCGAUGCGAUGAGUUUCCCCUUUCAUUGAGGUAACAAAAUCUUUCCUUCACAUAGUACAUGACCGUUGACGACGUGCGCAUUUCAGAGGCUACAAAUGGCUCGCACUGUAUCGGGCCGAAUGACUGCUGGGAAAUUAUCCGACGUAAGAUAUUCAUUUGGAAUUUCGUUCCUUAAAAACCCAUUUAGUUAAGACAAAGACGUCGCACACUUAACAGUAGUCAGGUACACAAGCAGUUCGUUUUUCUGAUAGAUGCAUGCAAAUAGGUUUUUUAUCAGACGUGAAAUUCUCAGGGGCCUUUGAGCGCUUGUUGCAUGCGCACUUAUGUGGAAGAUAGUACUGGCAACAAUGGAGAAAGAAGAAAUAAGUUGACUUGUAAAUAAAUAUUUACUAGCGUAAAAACUGUUUAUUCUCCCUGAAAACUCGAAUUUCAGAAAAUGUCUUUAUUAGAAAUCGCCUCAAAUGAAUUCAAUGAACACAGAUAUCUAGACCAAACCUAUAACAUACUUCACACUCACAUUUACGCCACAACACUUCACGAGUUAGAACACCUGCAAGUGGGGUCAUAGCAACAAAUAAAAGGGAGACCCGAAUGACCGUUUCUGUCGUAUUGGCCGUCAUCAGCCAGUUAUACCCAACGUCAAGUGUGGAUCAUUGGAGAUUCGAACCUGGGAUCUUUGGUCAUGGAGUUUGACAUUCCACCAUUGAGCCACGGACACUUUGUCCUGUCGGUUGUAAUGGCGCAUAUAAUUUAUGGCAGUUGGGAGCUUCGCCGAACGUUUUACGAAAUGUGCUCGUUCCCAUGUGCCUUAGUGCUCAAACUGGGACCCCCGAACGCAGUCGCUCAGCGAAUGGUACUAUGUGUGCUAGUAGGAUGAUGCCGACAAAGACGAAUGUUUAAUAACGGUGACCGUUUCUAAUGAUGAGAUUUAUUGAGACCGCGCAAUGAUCAUUCAUAUACCAUCCUACCUGUCCGUUUACAACAGCUGCUCUUAAAAUGUACAACGUAGUCCGCAUUCAUUGCAAAAUGUUAUGGACUCCCUAUAUUAUCUUUUUGAAAGCACAGAAGAAUGUGUGAUUUUCUUUACACGGAACGCAUAAACCUUGUGAACUGAAAUCAUUAUGCGCUCAUAAAACGACUAAUCAGGCUCCAAAUCAUUCGACAAUGAUAAAACUUUUCUAAAACCUAAUUAUACUCACUGUUUGAGCAUAAAAUAUAAAGAGGAAGUAAUCCGCUAUCAAGAAACUAAGAUGCAGCCUUUUUUGCUCAUGCUUUGAAUAAAAUAUUAUUGAAUUUGCAAGAUCAUCGAAAACAACUAAGAGAAAUGUAUAUUACAUCAUUAGUCAUUUUUUUUACUAUGCUCGGUUGUUGCAGAAGAUUGGGAAGCAGAAUAAUCAAAAGCUUACAUCCCGCUGAGUCCAACAUAUUAUGUCAUUAUGCAGAAGGAUAAUCAGCAUUUUAACCGCGCUUAAAAAAAUCGAAAACGCAUUUCAGGCUUUCAGACAACAUUUCAUGUAAUCUAUCACUCAAUGAAUGUGCGAGUGAGGUGAUACUGACAAAGGCAAAUACUUAAUAAUGGUGAGACAAUUUCCAGUCUAAUAUGUCUUCCGCUCUUUAACAAUGAUGUCCCAGAUAUUCAAAGAAAAAUGCAUUGUACUAGGGAAAACAGACGCAAUUAUAAUUAUGGAUUAUUUACCUCAUAUUUACGGCAAAAGUAUGCUGGUAAGUGUUAAAAUGAGGUAGCCAGGAUUAGAUUUACAUAGACUUUAGUGUGUUUCACACUCAUCUCUGUCCCUAAUUUACAAAUAAAUCUUUCCUUCAAAAGCCAGACAGUACAUGAUCGUUAAUGGUUUCCUGGAGGAAUAUCGGGCAGCAUUCGUGUUGGAGCCGAAGGAUCCUGUUGGCAGAUGCUCUGUUGGAGUACAGUACAAAAGUGCCGGCAUAUCGGAGUGUAAGUCAAAGUAACCGUUUCAGUCAAUUUACAUUAACAUUGUGUCAUAAAUGUGUUUAUGUCCCUUAAUCUUCGUGGCAGGCAUUAGUGAAGUCACUUACUUAACUCAUAAAAACAAAAAGAGUACAAUAGGCAGAAAUAUGCAUCCUAACGGUGAUUAUGUGUGUUGCCUAUCGAUCUGCUGGAAUGUAUUUUGAGUUAAGGCAAAAAAUCCGCUGGCCUCUUGUAGUUUAAGCAGCUUUAGAAAUUGCGUUUCAAAAAUACCGCAUUUAAUGAUUUCUCCUUUAGAUAUACCGCUGCCUUCUGGAGUAGUAUCUAUCUUCUCGAACGAAAUCCUCAAAAAUGAAAGACUCAUUCAUAUUCUGCUGUUCAAUGGAAAACUUUCGGUAAUCAUCGGAAACUAAUUUUAUAAUUCCAACUACGAGGUCAACAUUGUGCUUCUAAGGGCCUUACAUGAGAACCGUUAGCGUGUAGGGAAAAGCAUGGCAUUAUUAAUUUGAAUUAGUCUGAGGAACCUAUUAAAUUGACGCACUAGCAUGCGCCAUUUUAUAUAUUAUUUGGAACUGAACAAAAAGCAUCAUUAAUAAAAAGAUUAUCUGUACCUUUAUUUCUUCCAUGUUAAGUAGAUGCAAUUGGUUUUGUUCAGUCAAACUGAUUUUGGUUUAUUUUUGAAGUGAUUUUGGCAUUAAUCUAUUUGAAUGUCCCCAGCAGUAAGCUUCUAGGCGAGUAGAAUAACGACUCCGGCACCAUUUCAUGUUCGUAACCUUUCAGACCAUAUACCGCGCGGGGGACAUUUCGGUAGACAAAAGAAACGACAGUAUUUUAUCAGUUCUCGGGUUGUUCGGUAAGUGCAUUAUUCGGUGUUGCCAAAGAUUUCAUUAAGGUCAUGUCAAUGGAAAUGAUUCUUGCAAAACACUUUGGAAAACAGUUUUCCACAUAAAACAGUUUUUACAUGCAUGUGUACUUUCAGUGGAGAGAAAGGAACUUGUACUAUUUACGGGACAUUUGGGAACCGAAACGCGACAAAUGGAGAUAAAGUUUAUAACUGGCAGGAUUACUCGUGUCACCAUAAAUCCUUCCAAUGAAAAGGAGGCCACGGCUCCAGUGUCAACAUUCAUCGACUUCAUGCAUGCAUUUAAGUUCACGUAG
This is a messenger RNA of Spirometra erinaceieuropaei, 3367 nucleotides long. The record is from the annotation of a GenBank genome assembly. NCBI's taxonomy places the organism in Eukaryota, Metazoa, Platyhelminthes, Cestoda, Diphyllobothriidea, Diphyllobothriidae.